AUGGCCAUGCAAGUAAUGUGUCAACCUAACUUGUGGUUUCAGCACCCCCUGGACGGGUUUAAUGGACGCUAUGUACUCGUUGGGUACUUAGCUCACAACCACUGCCAUAUUUCUCCCCUCUACGCCUCAGAGUGUGAGAUGGUACCGGCCAUCUCCUCGGGGUUCAGCAAUGUAGACUUACCUAUAGUUGGAAUCCUCGCUAUCCCUCAGGGUUCAGGGGAAACAGGUUUCCAUACUGUGUAUGAAAGACAGCUCGGUGACGGUGAUUUUCUUCGAGUGGUCGUAACCGGGUUCUGUCGGCCAGACGCAUCAGGGUGCCCCAGUCAGGUGUGGCUCCUUGACGCGUUGACCCACAUCCAAUUCCACGAGGCUCCAUUUCCGUAUGGUUUUCCUCCCCCAGCCCCGCUUGCCACAAUCGAGGUAGCACCUAUCUCGCAUGCGUUGCAGGUCUUUGCCCCUCCUAUGACAGAUCAAGAGAUGGUGUCGUUGAUACCGUCUAUUACGCCAAGUCUUGUUGGUGACAUCGAUUACGAUUACUCCUGCUACACCGAUAACUCACUGAUGCAAUUUGAAACAACUCAUAUUGAAGACUUCGGCCCAAUCAAUACAUUUCCCCCUGUCGUCAAUCCAACAAUUGUGUUUCAUCAGGACCUUGUCUGGCGAAGUGAAGGUACUCUGAUCGAUAACUUGUACCGCAAGGCUAUCACCCGUGCAUUGAACGGAUCGCCCUGGAAACGGCUGUUAUUCGUCACGAAGAAUAUAUACAUUGGCAGCUACUGGGUUGGGUUACAAAAUCCAUUCGAUUUUCUUGAAAAACUACCAUCGGCCUUAGCAAACGACAGACGCCUACUCUCCAACUUUUUUGUGAUGGCAAUAGAAAUGAACCAUACGUCAUUGCAAGAACUUCAUGAGCAACCACUGAUGGUAGAAACUAAGACUGGUGUUCAAGCCAUUGGAUGGGAUGUCCUUCGCUUGAUGGUAUGGUCUCGUGCCUCACCUUCACUCGCUUCUAAGUAUUGCAAGCAGUUCGCCAAGUACAUCGAGUCCCGGAAUACAGAAAUGCGCAAGAUCAUUCGAGGGUGCAUUCUCUCUAACACAGGAUUUUCAGGCACCGGGAAAGAUGAUCAAGAUGCCAAGGUGCAGCAAGGUAUUUUAGAAAUCGUAAGGCUACAAAUGUUUAGCGAACUACUCUGGGUAUCCACGUUCCAACAUAUCAGCGGCUUGGCUGAGGGCAACCGCCAAGGGAGACUUGCAGACCUGUUCCCCGAAGAAGUCCAAGGUCGGGAUGACCUAUUGGGUCCGGGUCUAGUUGCGACUUUGCUCACUGUGAUAUACCACACGUUUCAUAUCUGGCUCCCAGAUAAAACUCCAGGCUGCAAACUGUCUGCCAUGUAUCGGAUCAUUUUGGCGUCAUUGGGAAAACUAUAUGCCAACGAAUACCAGUUCCCUCAAUUCCAUGAAAUAAUGAGGAAGCUGCCUUUCAUCACAGUGGCGAAUGUCCUGCCUAUCAACCCCAAAGUAUUGGAGCCGAAAAUGUCUGUGAACGACAACCGGCUAAGAAAUAUGAGCGACAUUUUACCCAUCGUGAUGCAUACGAUGGACUCCACUCACCCUGGCCUUCCCAAUGCGGUUUUCAGCUCCCUACACUCGCAAAGAGCCAUGCAAGAAGUCGAUGCUUCAUGCUUCUGA
Messenger RNA from Suillus plorans, 1689 nucleotides. RefSeq lists its product as uncharacterized. The transcript has 9 exons. Bases 1 to 1689 code for a protein of 562 amino acids. NCBI's taxonomy places the organism in Eukaryota, Fungi, Basidiomycota, Agaricomycetes, Boletales, Suillaceae. The record is from RefSeq and is a predicted model, not a curated record.